Molecule: messenger RNA, 1011 nt
Organism: Punctularia strigosozonata HHB-11173 SS5
Lineage: Eukaryota; Fungi; Basidiomycota; Agaricomycetes; Corticiales; Punctulariaceae
Product: pseudouridylate synthase 4
Exons: 4
Coding region: 1-1011 (336 amino acids)
Biological process (GO): tRNA modification; mRNA pseudouridine synthesis
Cellular component (GO): mitochondrion
Molecular function (GO): RNA binding; pseudouridine synthase activity
Source: RefSeq, a predicted model, not a curated record
AUGCCCAAAGUUACACCGUCGUCUUUACCUAUAUCUGGUCUGUUUGCUGUCGCCAAACCCUCAGGGCCAACUUCCAUGAAGUUGAUCAAUGACAUGAAACCCUUGAUCAACAAUUCGGCGCUCUUCGUUGAAAAGAGCAAGCUUGGAAAAGUCGACGCGAAGCAGAAGAAGAAAGGUAGGUUUGGGCGACAGGCGGUGAAGAUUGGUCAAGGCGGUACUCUGGAUCCACUGGCUGAUGGCGUCCUUGUCAUGGGUGUGGGUAAAGGAACGAAGGAGUUAUCAGGGUUCUUGGAUUGCGUAAAGGAAUACCGCACGACUUGCUUGCUAGGCUGCGAGACCGACUCGUACGAUAGCGAAGGUGCAAGAGUACGAUCUGCACCAUGGCGUCAUAUUACGAAGGAGAGAAUCGAAGAUGCUCUUGCUCAAUUCCGAGGAGACAUCGAGCAAACGCCACCAAUAUUUUCUGCCCUCAAGAUGGACGGGAAACCCCUUCACGAGUAUGCCCGAGAGGGAAUACCACUUCCCCGGCCCAUUGAGAAGCGAAAAGUGACCGUGCACGCGCUUGAACUUGUUGAAUGGCUUGGCCGUGACCAUUCAUGGCGUCAGCCUGCGAAGGCUCUGACGGACGAACAAAAGAUUGCACUACAAAAAUCGCUACGCGGCAUUGACGCGGCCGCGACGGUGGCAGAUGACCCCGGAGCGUCGGAGUCAGAGUCCGACGAAGUCCCCCCCGCGUUCGUCUUGAGGAUGACGGUAUCGGGAGGAACCUACGUCCGGAGCAUAGUGCACGAGUUGGCACAUGCCGUUGGCUCUGCUGGCCAUGUAGUCACCCUCACGCGUUCAAAACAGGGUCGUUUCGCACUGGAACCAUCUGGAGAAGAGCUCGGAUGCGUGUCCUGGGAUGUAUUCGAGAAGGCGAUAGAUGAGGGCAUCGCCGCAGAACCUGGUGAAGAUGGUCUCAAAGAUUGGGAACGGGAGGUCAUGAACCAUCUGCAAGUUGUGGAUUCGUAG